Molecule: messenger RNA, 1962 nt
Organism: Corticium candelabrum
Lineage: Eukaryota; Metazoa; Porifera; Homoscleromorpha; Homosclerophorida; Plakinidae
Exons: 9
Coding region: 121-1548 (475 amino acids)
Biological process (GO): calcium ion import across plasma membrane
Cellular component (GO): plasma membrane
Molecular function (GO): calcium channel activity; protein binding
Source: RefSeq, a predicted model, not a curated record
GGGGGCGUGACAGUCACCAUGUUGUAACUAUACACGACUGCAACCGUACAAGUACAUUGUCAUUCCUUUUCCACAUCGAUCACGUUAUAGCAACCGCCAUUUCCUGCACGAUCACCGAGUAUGAACGACGGGAUGGAACUGGAAGAAAUGAAAUCAGAGGCAGACGACGACGAUCCCAGUGCCCAUCAACAAACAUCAUCACCUCAUCAACAAACGUCAUCACCUCAUCAAACUGACAGCAACAGACAAGAUGUUGUUCCUGGUAUGUCUCGGUCUUCGUCAAAGGCGGAAGAAGCGGCUACCGUGAAGCUUCACGCCGUUGCAGUCGAGCUGCUGCCUCAAGAGUCAUUCAUUAGGAGAAAGAGGCGAGCUGGUGGAACUCAGACCGAUGGCGGCGAUGCGACUGAGGAUAUUGUUGAUGAUUCUGUGUUGGAGUAUUCUGAUGAAUUCUGUGAAAAGUUAGCACAAAAAAGUAAACAAGAACUGUCAUACCGGAAUGCAGUGAUGGAAGUAAUCAUUGACGGCCUAUUGGAGAAAUGUGAUAACGACUACAGCAAAGUGUUGCUCUACGUCAUCUCCAACUACACACCUGAGCCCAAGGUUCGAACGUAUGCAGAACGAUUGCUGUCUGUUCACCAAGCAAGUGCUGUGAUACCUGGCGACAGAAGGAAGACAUGUCUACAUUACGCUGUUGAAAAGAAGUAUUUCACUGUCGUUCAAUUGCUGAUUGAGCACGAUGUUUACAUAAUGGCCGAGGAUCUGGAUCACGUGAUGCCUAUUGACAUUGCUCUCAGAAAGAAGACUGAUGCAAUCGCAUCGUUUCUUAUUGCACGAAUGCCAAAUAACAAAGUGAGAGCAUUAUUUGAAGGCGGCACAGAUAAAGCAAAGUUUACCUUUCAAGAAUUGAUCACAUGCACAGAAAUGCAGGAUACGAUUAUGGCCGUACUCGACAGCAUGAUGGAUCCUAUCGAAGAAAGACCCGAUCACUACAGAGUGUUCUACAACAUACUAGACGGAGAUUGGUAUGGUCGGGCACCAAAUCAUCCUCAAUUCAAUCCUAAAGGUCGAUCUUGUCUGCAGAUCAUUGCAAAGAGCAAUAACAAGGAGGCUGUGUAUCAUGACGUUGUGAGGCUGCUGUUACGUCUAAAGUGGAAAACAUACGUUGGCAUGCGAUUCAGAUUUCAAACAAUUCUUUUUGGUUGGUUUUUGUUUAACUUGACGUUCGCUCUGGUGGCUGCUGGGACUGCAGACGAUCCACUUGUCUAUGAUUCUCCACUGCAGAUCAUUCGAGGGUUCUGUGAAGCAUGCACGGCUCUUCAGUGGUGUUGGGAUUUGCUUUCAGAGCUCAACCAAAUGAGAAAACAUGGGUUCAAUUAUCUCUCCGAUUACUACAACUACCUGGAUUUAUCAUCAGUCAUUUUCAUUUUCACAAUUUUGCCUCUGCGUCUGGCUGGGAACGAUGCUCAGUGGACAAUAGCAUCAUUUGCAUACCUAGUUACUACACUUCGGAUAUUCAAAUUUGCAUCUGCAUCAAGGGUACCAUGGUAGAUCAGUCCCCUGGACUGAGCAAACGUUUAUCAUCAUCAUCAUCAUCAUCAUCAUCAACAUCAUCAUCAUCAUCAUUAUCAUCAUCAUCAUCAUCAUCAUCAUCAUCAUCAUCAGCAUCAUCAUCAUCAUCAUCAUCAUCAUCAUCAUCAUCAUCAUCAUUAUCAUCAAAUAUAUUUAUAAAUAUAUUAAUCAUGUGUUUAGAUACCUAAACAGGAAGUUGCGGCAAUCACUUGCUGGCGAAAGUUCAUUUUUCCAAAACAUUUUUAAUCAGCCUGACUCUCUCCAAUGCCUUUGGUGUGCUCUCACUUUGGGAUGUUGUGUUCGUACUGACAUUAAUAUUAAUUUAGUCAGUCUGUGUAUCGUACUUCAUGCUAAAUGUUUGAUGUUUGCUUCUGUUGUCUGCUUGCCAUGUCA